AGCCCGGUUCUUUUGCCACUCCAAAUUUUGAUGAAAAUAACCCACUCCAAUCUUUAAAAUCAAAUAUUGCCGAAUUUUUUCAUCUCCAAAAUCACAACAGGGAAAUCUUCAAAACCCCCUCCUAAAAUCGCCACUAUGAUCGUUAGAAAUCUCGAGAACUGGCAAAAAAUCGCGGCCAACAUCGGCGUACCGUCCAUUAUAUCAGUGAAACUCCGAAAAUCCCCAAAAUCCAUAGCCUGAAAUCACGACGAUCGGCAAACAUCCCGAAAUCAUUCUCGUGCCGUCCACCAUCCACACUCGAAGCCAUUGUUUUGACAUUUUGUGGAUAUUCUCUGUCUAAAUCGUAAACUAGGGUUCUGGAGUAGAAGAAGAUGAAGAGAAAGCGAGACAAGGUACAAAGAAUAUCAAAAGCAAAGAAGAAAACAAAUGUGGGCGAUGAUCAUUUUGAAGACCAGCUGUUUCAACCAAAGGAUUGGGACUAUAUCAUACACCACGAUAAAUGGUUUGCAGGCAAAGUUAAUGUGUUUUCAACUGAAAUGGUCAUCUCAAACUUGUAUGGAAACAUGUCUAAUGAUCAGAUAGCAUUAUUCAGGAAGACAUGCUUCGGUCCGUAUGUGGAUAUGAAGGAAAUCUCAUUGCAGCCUCAGUUGAUUCAUCAAGUACUAUUGAGGGAGGUGAAGCAACCGAAUCUGGAUGAGACGUGGUUCAAGAUUGGCGAGAAGUGUGUGCGAUUUUCAAUACAUGAGUUUUGUUUAAUAACUGGACUUAGAUGCACAGGGAACGAUGAUUGUCUGAAGUACCAGUCAAGACUGAGUAGGAUUAAGGAUACAUAUUUUAGACACGUUCCAAACAUAACAAGAUCUAAAGUUAAAGAUGUUUUUGUUAACCUGAAAGAUGCCAGUGACAAGGAUGUUGUAAAGAUUGGUGUUCUAUACUUAAUUACAUCAUUCUUGUUUACAACAUCUUACAAGAAAUUGGUUGAUGAUUCUCUUAUGGCUCUUGUUGAUUCGGAUGAGAUGGAAACUUUUGCUUGGGGGGAAGAACUCUAUAGGAUUACGCUUUCAUCGCUCAAGUCUGCAUUGAGGAACAAAUCGUUGACUGAAGGGUGGGAAGAAAGCUUCUGAGGCAUAUAGGCUUAAUGGCUUUCCGCUUGCAUUUCAAUUGUGGAUUUAUGAGACAAUCCCAUCUUUAGAGGGAAAAUUUUGUACCAAGGUUAAUGCGUUGCAUCCUCGGAUAUUGAAUUGGAGGUCCAAAGGGCGCGUUACAUCAUCCAAAUUGAACGAGGAUGUUUUUGACCUUGUGAGAUUGGAAGUUAAUGUUGUUGAGCCAACCGAUGAUGAGGAGGCAUACAUGGUUGGCUUGAUUGAUAAGGGUCGGCGAGUCCUGGACUAUGAUUUUGAGGAUCCGAAGGUACGUGCAGCGAAGCCAUCUGAUUCACCAUGUGCAUCCAAGGAAUUAUCUACUCAUACUAACAGUUCUGCCAAGGCUUCUGAGUGCAAAGAGAACGAGAGUGGCUGCCACUUAAAGGAAGAGAUUAUCAGUCGUUUGGCUGAUAUUCAAUCAAAACAGCAUCAAUUAGCUUCAGACCAAGUGGAACUGAAGCUUGAAAUGAUAGGAUUAAGGCGCUUUGUUGCUAAUACAUUCGCGGAUUUGAUGGGUGAGAUAAAAAACCAAAAAACAGGGAAUUUUCCGAAGCCUUCUGAUCUUCAGAUGGUAGUUUACACUGGUGGGGUUGAAUCGGAGAGGAAGAUUGAUGGCAAUGAGGAUGUUGAUCGGCCAACGCAUGUUUAGAACGGUAAUUGUGGGGAAUCGUUGAUAUCCAGCAACCGGAAGUCGGCAAGAAGGAAUCGUUGAUUUCCAACAUAAUGAAAAUGGUAGCUGAAUCUACCACGGAGAUGGAUGAUCCUGGCAGAUUAGGAGAUAGUUUUAAUUUUUAUGCAAAAAUAGGAUAGACAUUGGGAUUUUUUAUUUUUAUUUUUUUUCUUAAUUUUUCUCCUAUUUCAUCUUUUUCAGUAUUUUUCUAAUUGUAGUAUAUUUUUAGCAAUAUAUCAUAUUAUCUGUUUAACAUGUGCCCUACAAGUUGGGCUCAUAAUC
Olea europaea var. sylvestris is the source of this 2094-nucleotide messenger RNA. RefSeq lists its product as uncharacterized. Lineage: Eukaryota; Viridiplantae; Streptophyta; Magnoliopsida; Lamiales; Oleaceae. The record is from RefSeq and is a predicted model, not a curated record. The transcript is spliced from 5 exons. The coding region runs from base 372 to 1124 and encodes 250 amino acids.